AUGUAUUUGCAGGUAAUUGACGCCAAUCCAGAUCCUGAGUGUACGCUUCUUACUUAUCUACGUGAUAAACUGUUUUUAUGUGGUACGAAAUUAGGUUGCGGAGAAGGAGGAUGUGGUGCAUGUACCGUUAUGAUAUCACGCAUUGAUCGAAACACAAAUGAGAUUCGACAUUUGGCAGUCAAUGCCUGUCUUACGCCAGUAUGCGCAAUGCACGGUUAUGCCGUAACUACUGUUGAAGGUAUCGGUAGUACGAGAACACGUCUUCAUCCUGUACAGGAACGAAUAGCUAAAGCGCAUGGCAGCCAAUGUGGUUUCUGUACACCAGGUAUUGUCAUGUCAAUGUACGCAUUACUUCGCAGCUCACCACAGCCUACAAUGAAGGAUUUGGAAAUUGCAUUUCAAGGUAAUCUUUGUCGUUGUACCGGUUAUCGUCCAAUUUUGGAAGGCUACAAAACAUUUACUAAAGAAUUUUCAUGUGCAAUGGGUGAUAAAUGUUGUAAAGUGAAUGGGAACGGAGAUGGAAAUGGAAAUAGUUGUGAUGGCAACAGUAGCAAUAAUGUUGACAAUAAGCUUUUUGAAAAAAGUAAGUUUCUACCUUUUAAUCCCAGCCAGGAACCUAUUUUUCCACCCGAAUUGCAGCUUAACACUGAAUUUGAUUCAAAUAGUAUAGUUUUUAAAAACCCUCGUGUGACUUGGUAUCGUCCAAUUGAGUUGGAAGAACUACUUCAAAUCAAAGCACAAAAUCCAAAUGCGAAAUUGGUAGUUGGCAAUACUGAAGUGGGAGUCGAAGUGAAAUUCAAACAUUUACUUUAUCCAGUACUGAUUAAUCCAUCUAAAGUGAAGCAAUUAAAUGAAAUAAAAGAACAUGAAGACAGCAUUUAUUUUGGCGCUUCUGUUAGCUUAAUGGAUAUUCAAAACUAUUUACAAGAUCUUAUCACUAAACUUCCGGAAUAUCAAACUCGAUUUUUCAAAUGUACUGUGGAGAUGUUGCACUAUUUUGCUGGUAAGCAGAUACGGAAUGUUGCAUCAUUAGGUGGUAACAUUAUGACUGGAAGUCCGAUAUCUGACAUGAAUCCGAUUUUAACAGCUGGUACUGUUAAAAUGCUUGUAGCAGGUAUGGUGGAUGGUCAACUAAAAACCCGAUAUGUGCACAUGGGAUCUGGAUUUUUUACUGGUUAUCGUAAAAAUGUUAUUGCACCACAUGAAGUUUUGAUUGGAAUUUAUUUUCCGAAAACUUUACCAAAUCAAUAUGUAAUCGCCUUUAAGCAGGCACGCCGAAGGGAUGAUGAUAUUGCUAUUGUCAAUUCCGCCAUAAAUGUCUUUUUUAAACCCAACACAAAUAUUGUGGAUCAGAUUUUUAUGGCAUUCGGUGGAAUGGCUCCAACAACCAUUUUAGCACCACGAACAUCUGAAAUGAUGAUCAAACAAAAUUGGGAUCACGUGCUUGUAGAACGCGUCACUGAAAGUUUGUGUGCAGAGUUACCAUUAGAACCUUCAGCUCCAGGAGGUAUGAUUGCUUACAGGCGAUCUCUAGUAGUCAGUUUGUUUUACAAAUCAUAUUUGGUCAUAAGUCAAAAACUAGUAAGUGCCGGCAUUAUACCAUAUAACAGUAUAUCUGAUGAGGAAUGCAGUGGUGCAGAAUCUUUCCACACACCUAUAUUAAAAAGUGCACAGUUAUUUGAACGUGUCAGCUUCGAACAGUCUAUAUGUGAUCCAAUCGGUCGACCCAAAGUGCAUGCUGCUGCAAUGAAGCAAGCAACUGGUGAAGCCAUGUAUUGCGAUGAUAUUCCACGUAUGGAGAAUGAGUUGUAUUUGGCACUUGUACUGAGUACGAAAGCGCAUGCAAAGAUUCUUUCCAUUGAUGCAACAGAAGCAUUGGCAAUGGAUGGAGUGCAUGCAUUUUACUCUAGUAACGAUAUUAGUGAUAACGAAAAUGUUGUUGGGCAUGUUAUUCGUGACGAAACUAUAUUUGCUAUCGACAAGGUUUAUACUGGGGGGCAAGUAAUAGGCGCAAUUGUUGCAGAUAAUCAAAAACUUGCUCGGGAAGCUGCUAAGCUUGUACAAAUAGACUAUGAAGAUAUAUUACCCAGAAUUAUCACUAUUGAACAAGCAAUUGAGCAUGAAUCAUAUUUUCCUAAUUAUCCACAAAUUUUGGAGAAAGGCGAUGUUGAUCAAGCUUUUAAGAAUUGUGCGCAUAUUUAUGAAGGCACCUGUCGUGUUGGAGCACAGGAACAUUUUUACUUAGAGACACAUGCUGCAAUAGCAGUUACUAGAGAUACUGAUGAAAUUGAGAUAUUUUCCUCAACACAAAAUCCUUCCCGGGUACAAAAAUUAAUUUCUCAAGUUUUGUCGGUACCAGCACAUAGAGUUGUUUGUCGUGUAAAGCGUUUAGGAGGUGGAUUUGGAGGUAAAGAAACACGCUCUACAUCGGUAGCAGUACCCGUCGCAUUAGCUUGUUAUAGAUUACGAAGACCCGUGCGCUGUAUGCUUAAUAGAGAUGAGGAUAUGAUGAUUACAGGCACACGUCAUCCGUUCUUAUUCAAAUAUAAAAUUGGUUUUACAAAUGAGGGGCUUAUUACAGCAUGUUAUAUUGAAUGCUAUGUAAAUGCUGGAUGGAGCAUGGAUGUAUCAUUUGCUGUGCUUGAACAUGCUAUGGACCAUUUUGAAAACUGUUAUCGUAUACCUAAUAUAAAAGUAGUCGGAUGGUUAUGUAAAACUAAUACACCUUCAAAUACAGCAUUUCGUGGAUUUGGAGCCCCUCAGGCGAUGUUCGCUGGUGAACAUAUGAUUCGUGAUGUGGCACGAAUUUUGGGAAAGGACUAUGUAGAUAUGAUGAAAUUAAACUUCUAUAAAACUGGUGAUAUUACGCACUAUAACCAAAAAUUGGACACGCUGCAAAUUAAUAGGUUUGUUCUACUAUAUAUUAUAAUAGGUUUGUACAUUAAUUAG
This is a messenger RNA of Teleopsis dalmanni, 2949 nucleotides long. RefSeq names its product xanthine dehydrogenase-like. The coding region runs from base 1 to 2949 and encodes 982 amino acids. The record is from RefSeq and is a predicted model, not a curated record. The transcript is spliced from 2 exons. Gene Ontology annotation, molecular function: FAD binding; iron ion binding; molybdopterin cofactor binding. Lineage: Eukaryota; Metazoa; Arthropoda; Insecta; Diptera; Diopsidae.